AUGCACGAGUCUGAAUUUGAUAAACUUGAGCCUUGCCGUACUUCAUUGGAGCAUGCAAAACGUCAAGUGACAGUUUCUUCUUUGUGUUUCGAUAUAUUAGAGCAUAAAGAGAAUAGAAUAAAAGGCUUGAAGCAGUGUUUCUUCAUGCGACGUAUUCAACCGGAAGUACAGUUUAGGUCGUCUAUCAGUUUUCCUCGCGCUUACACCCUUCAUGCUGGAAAAGUUGAAAUGUUCAUCAGUAAUGCAUGCACAAAUGCACAGAUGUGGAAACGUUUGCCCAAGUUUCCCCAACCCAUCCAUCAUAUUUAUCCAAAUCAUGGGGAAGAAGCCAACCUUUUCGCGCUAAAACUUCAUAAAUAA
Cylicocyclus nassatus is the source of this 360-nucleotide messenger RNA. The record is from the annotation of a GenBank genome assembly. NCBI's taxonomy places the organism in Eukaryota, Metazoa, Nematoda, Chromadorea, Rhabditida, Strongylidae.